Drosophila obscura is the source of this 7096-nucleotide messenger RNA. RefSeq names its product dedicator of cytokinesis protein 6 (gene Zir). Bases 77 to 6271 code for a protein of 2064 amino acids. Gene Ontology annotation, biological process: small GTPase-mediated signal transduction; positive regulation of GTPase activity. The transcript is spliced from 12 exons. NCBI's taxonomy places the organism in Eukaryota, Metazoa, Arthropoda, Insecta, Diptera, Drosophilidae. Gene Ontology annotation, molecular function: guanyl-nucleotide exchange factor activity. The record is from RefSeq and is a predicted model, not a curated record.
GAAUUUAUUUUUAAAAUAAAUAAAUUAAUUAAUUGAAUACACUUAGCGGUAUUUCAGUUUUAAUUGAACAAGCAAAAUGUCGAACGCACAGCGGUCGUUUGUGCAAAAAGUAUCAAAACAGCCUGCUGCAGAUGUUCGUAAAAAUGUUUGUAAUUACCACAUGCAAUCAAAGUCGGCAGACACAUCUCUGUGCUCAUCCGCACUAUCUCCGACAGAUCCGCUUGACUAUGAGGAAUUCCUCGCACAACAUAUGAACAUUAUCAACCGCGAUCCAUUGAAGCACAUCUUGGAUUUUCCUCAAAGCGAUGUGACUGUGAAAACCAUUCCUCGCAAAAUUCGAACGAUUGAUCACAUUACGCCAAAUGAAAAAAUAAUUGAUUUGCCACAACACGUGCAGGAGUGUGUGAACUGCUAUACCCGUCCAUGGAAGGUGGCAGAAUAUGCUCAAAGGCACUACUCAAGUUCGUGUUACAUACGUGAUCGGGGCACCAUAAGUCCCUCUGCAUACCAGCAAGAGUUCGAGAUAGACAAAGACUUUACAUCUUUUGAUGAAACAUUUGCGUACAAAAGCGAAAGCUGCACACCCAGCUCCAGGCAAUCGAUAGCUAGCCUUGCUUCUUCAGUUAGCUCAUGCACGGACACUCUGACGCCUCGUGGCUCGUGGGCAAGUUUUGAUUUGCGUCGUUCUGUUAAUGAUCCUCUAAUACCGAACCUGCUUAAUAAUGUACCGCCCGAACAAAUCGAUCAAACCAAUGAAGUACGUCGCCAGCAAGAUCGACAGAUUGCUCUUUUUUCACUGUACCCGGAAUCCGAAGCAGAGGAGAGCAUUGAACGCAGACUACUUGCUGAGAUUCCGAUGGAACAUAUGGGUCACCGCAUACAGGUCAAAUGUGUGCAGCUUCGACUCGAGCUCGAAGUAGAGCCAAUUUUUGCUUCUAUGGCUAUAUAUGAUGCCAAGGAACGUCAAAAACUAUCAGAGAAUUUUUACUUUGACAUGAACUCAGACAGCCUCAAACGAAUGUUGUCCAGUCACGUCCAAUGCCCUGACAUAAGCACCCAAAGCCACUCGGGAAUAUUUGAAAUUUCUUACCCGAGCAAUGAUUUGUUUUUGGUUAUUCGUCUAGAGAAGGUCCUGCAGGGGGAUAUCAACAAUUCCGUUGAACCUUACUUAAAGGAAGACAAAGAUAAGUACCGUGAAAAGGUAAAAUCAAAUGCUGCAGACUAUUGUGAGCGCUUGGGCAAAUACCGAAUGCCAUUUGCUUGGACUGGCAUCUAUUUAACAAACGUCUUCAAUGGUGAUAAUUUUGAGCACAAGGACGUUAGCGGAGGAGAUCGUGAUUCGGCUGGCAGCGGAAACGCUGCUGGCGGCUUAGGCACGGCACCUAGUUCCAACAGCUUAGAUCGAAAGUCAUCCACGAGUAGCUUUGAUCAACUAAGACGCAAAGCAAAUGACAUGAGCGGAACACUUACUCGGCGUGGUUCUCUAGAGCGAAAGGAGAAGCGACGUUCAUGGUCGCCAGAUGAUUUUGCGAAUGUAGUUGAAAACUUUCGACCCAUUACGAUAACGGUUCCGAGCUUCUUUAAGCAAGAGGCAGAUAAAAUGAAGGAUGAAGAUUUAUAUAAAAUUUUACCGGAGCUUAAACGACCGAGCUCAGUGAUGAAAAAAUACAAAUGCAUUCCAGGUUCGAUUAAACUGGAAAUAUCUCCAUGUAUUGAGGAACCCAAAAACUCGCUAACGCCAGAGUUGGCUAAAAUAAACCCGCAAAGUGGAGAAAAUAUUCGACCAAUCAAGGAAAUUCUAGAGUUCCCGCAAUCAGCCAUAUACAAUCCACACUACAGCUAUCGUAACUUACUUUUCGUCUCGCCAAAGGAGCUAAAUUUCUCUUCGCGCGCUGGCUCAGCACGAAAUAUAGCCGUUCGUGUUCAACUAAUGGCUGGCGAGACCUCAAAAGAUGCAGUUAAUGCUAUUUUUGGCAAAUCAUCUUGCCCAAAAUUUUCCUCUGAAGCAUUUACGGCAGUAAAUUAUCAUAAUAAAUGUCCGUCUUUCUAUGAUGAGAUUAAGAUAGCUUUACCUGCAUCUAUAAAGCAGCAUCACCAUCUACUAUUUACCAUUUACCAUGUAUCGUGCCAAAAAAAGCCACAGGAUCUGCAGCCUUCCGUAGAAACCCCCAUUGGAUACACUUGGCUGCCCUUAUUAGAGGAUGGCAAACUGAAAGUUGGUGAAUUCAAUCUUCCUGUUAUGGUGGAGACGCCACCUGAAAACUAUUCUUUUAUACCACCAAAUGUGCACCUGCCAGGAAUUAAGUGGCUUGACAAUCAUCGAGCCGUGUUUGCCAUUAACGUGGAGGCAGUGACGGCAAUACAUACUUUGGAUUCGUUCCUCGACCGUUUCUUCUUGUUGUGUGAAUAUUUGGACACUCGUAAUAUACCUUCCCAUAUCGGCGAGGGGAAUAUGGAGGCUGAGUUGAAGAAGUGCUUGUUGGAUAUCGAGAAUGCAAACCGUGAGCCAUUAGUAAGGCACUUACCCCUAGUUUUGGACAAGCUUAUUGAAUUGUUAGUUACGACCCACAAACUUGGAGGACAGACUAUGUCCCUGGGGUCUACAGUCUUCGAAGUUCUUUGCUUAGUAUCGUCGCUCUUGUCAAUAUUAAGCGAUGAUUUAAUAGUUGAUCAGUACGGACGGCAAAGUUUGUUUUCAACUUAUGUGCAAUUUCAAUGUAAAAUACCGCAUCCAUUUCUUAGCAAGCAGCGGCUUACCUGCAGCCGCAGCAAUACCGAAGACCUGCAAUUAAGCGAUUCAUACAGUUUAUAUGAUAAUGUUUCAACUAGUGGUCGGAGCUUGGAUCGCAAAGAUCUGGCUAUUGAUAUGCUACACUCCAUUGUUGGUCGCGAUGUUCAAGUACGGCUGCUGCACGAAGAACUGGCCCUUCACUGGGUCGUUGCCAGCGGAAAAGCAGCUGAACUAGCCAUGGCCAAUUCGUGGUUUUUGUUUGAGCUUAUUGUCAAGUCUAUGAUUGAGCAUUUGCAUAAUUCAAAUACUUUAAACGCGCCACGUAAACAUCGAUUUCCACACCAAUAUAAUGACGAUCUGUCAACACUGGUGCAUUUAGUUACCACAAAAGUGGUUGGAUAUCAUAGUAAUGAACCGAAGUUGGCACAAUCUUUGAAUGCUAGCCUAAGCUUUUUCAUAUUUGAUGUAUUAAGCAUCAUGGACCGCGGAUUUGUUUUUGGAUUGAUUAAAACGUACACAAAAGUGCUAAUUUCCAAGAACUCUUCUAUUCCAGACUUAAUGAAUUAUAAAAUAGACUUUCUGCGAAUUGUAUGCAGCCAUGAGCACUUUGUAGCACUCAAUUUGCCAUUUGGGACUUCAUAUACGAUGAUUUCAGCACCGUGCAGCCCGACCCCAAGUACGACGUCGAGCAACAGUCAAACAUCAUGUGGGUCGCUUGAACGAGCUCUGCAAGCAGAUCUCAGUCAGGAGUUUCUACAACAGCACUUUCUUGUCGGUCUUGUUUUAAGCGAUUUGGCUACAAUAAUGGAGGUACCCAAUCCACAAUUACACGGGAAAGCGAUACGCUGCAUUCGCAACCUAAUGACUUCACAUGAUUUAGAUACACGGUAUAGCGAAACGGAAGCACGUGCCCGAGUGGCAUCUCUGUACAUACCACUAUUAUCCAUAGUGAUGGAUAGCAUUCCCCAAUUGCAUCAGCAUUGCAUUGAUCAUGACCGCUUACAGCAGAUUGGUCAGCUUGAAGAUUAUCAAGGACCACAGCAAACUAUCGCAGCAGCGACUAUAAGUCCAGAAGUGGCAUACGCAAUAUCUGGAAGUCGCCCCUACUACAUAAGUGAACAAGUGAAAAACAAGUCUCCGUUAAGCUCUGAGAAUACGCGCCACUUGUUAGUAUGCUUUCUUUGGGUACUUAAGAAUUUAGAGCGCAACAUAUUAUACCGCUGGCUGCUAGGUUUAACCCCUCAUAGGGUGCACCAAAUGCUACAAGUGGUAAACGUGUGCCUUAAAACUUUUGAGUAUACGGGAAAAAAACACAUUCCGACCUUAAAGCGGACCAAUACACAAAGUUUUAGAAAGAAUGCAUCCACUGACGUUAAGGAAAAAUUGGAAGAAUGUAUAAGAGGUACGAAUUCUGCACGCUACGAUCUAAUCAAUCGUCGAAAAGAUCGCAAUUCGACCGAGAAAUUCCGCUGGCGAAAGGAUCUGAUGCCGUACCGUUCACCCUACACCGAUACUGUAGGAAAAAAUGAGCACGAUCUGGAGCUGAGCCACUUUAUCGAAGGAUCAUUGGCGACUGAAAUUGCGCUUGUUCUACUCGACACUCUAGAAAUAAUAGUGCACGUAGCUGCUAACCUCCACCAUAAUUUACUCGGUACUCUGCUUAAAGUGCUGCUGCACGCACUCUCCCGUAACCAGUCAACGCUGGCGCUACAAAAUUUGUUUGCCUCUCAGCGUGCACUAAUUUUUAAAUUCCCAAACUUAUUGUUUGACGAGGAAACGGAUAUCUGUGCGGAUUUGUGUUUGAUAUUACUGAAGCAUUGUGGAUCGCUCUUGCCAGGCAUACGCUCACAGUCUGCAGCCUCGUUAUAUUUACUAAUGAGACAAAACUUUGAAAUUGGAAAUAACUUUGCUCGCGUCAAGAUGCAAGUAACAAUGUCGUUAAGCUCAUUAGUUGGUACCAGCACAGUAUUUAGCGAGCAAUCACUUCGUCGAGCCCUGAAAACGGUCUUAGUUUACGCCGAGUCAGACUCCGAUCUGCAGGAUACAUCGUUUCCAGAACAGGUGCAAGAUUUGCUUUUCAAUCUGCACAUGAUUCUAUCAGAUACAGUGAAAAUGAAGGAAUAUCAGGAAGACCCUGAAAUGUUGCUCGACCUCAUGAAUCGUAUAGCCAAAGGGUACCAAAACAAUCCAGACCUACGGUUGACCUGGCUAGAAAACAUGGCCAAAAAGCACCGUGAACGUGCUAAUCAUACGGAGGCAGCCAUGUGCUAUGUCCACGCAGCUGCCUUGGUCUCCGAAUAUCUCAGCAUGUUGGAGUCUCAAACUCAUUUACCUGUAGGAGCAGUCAGCUUUCAACGCAUAUCCCCAAACACGCUUAUGGAGUCUGCCGUAUCGGAUGAUGUGCUUAGCCCUGGCGAGGAUGGUAUCUGCCUUGGAAAUCAUUUUACUGAGACUGGACUAAAGGCACUGCUAGAAGAGGCUUCCAACUCAUUUCAAGUCGCUGGCAUGUAUGAAGCAAUGAACGAAGUUUAUAAGAUUUUGAUACCCAUCUGCGAAGCGAACAGAGACUUUCUUAAACUAGGUAAAGUUCACGGAAAAUUACAGGAAGCAUUUAAUCGAAUCGCCCAGCUACAGGGAAAGCGAGUGUUUGGUACAUAUUUUCGUGUGGGUUUCUAUGGAGCAAAAUUUGGAGAUUUAGAUCAACAAGAAUUUAUUUACAAGGAGCCGACAUUAACCAAGUUGCCAGAAAUAUUUAGCCGACUCCAGAACUUUUAUACGGAACGAUUUGGCCCCGACUCUGUACAUAUCAUAAAAGACUCGAAUACAGUUGACAUAAACUCAUUAGAUGCCGAAAAGGCAUAUAUUCAGAUCACAUAUGUCGAACCUUAUUUUGAAACAUAUGAAAUGCGUCAUCGUGAAACCUACUUUGAGAGGAACUUUAAUAUUAAACGAUUUAUAUAUGCCACACCAUUUACAAAAACUGGUAAGGCUCAUGGAGAGCUGCAUGAACAAUGCAAGCGAAAGACAAUUUUGACGACAGCCAACCACUUUCCAUAUGUGAAAACACGAAUAAUGGUCAUUAGUCGGCAGCAAAUAGUCUUGGAACCAAUUGAAGUGGCAAUUGAGGAUAUUCAAAAGAAAACAGUGGAAUUGGCGGCUGCUACAAAUCAGGAGCCAGCUGAUCCUAAAAUAUUGCAAAUGGUCUUGCAAGGAUGUAUUGGAACGACCGUUAACCAAGGCCCUAUGGAAAUGGCUAGCGUUUUUCUCUCAAAUUUAUCUAAUGGCACAACUGUACCAACGAAACAUCAAAACAAAUUACGAUUGUGUUUUCGCGAGUUUUCAAAGCGUUGUGCUGACGCUUUGAAAAAGAAUCGUAACCUAAUACUUUCAGAUCAAAAGGAUUACCAACGUGAAUUAGAACGUAACAACGAUCGUUUCAUAGAACGCUUGACACCUUUAAUAACUCUUACAGCAAUCCAAAAUCUCGGCGUUGUUAAGGCCAACGCAUACCACAACAAAAGCACUCCAUUGAAAUGGUAACAGUUGCUAUUUAAUGGCGUCAAAUAUCCUGAUAAAAUCUCCUCUAAUUCUGCAUUUUCAUGUCUAGCGUUUCGGAUUAUUUUAAGUAAGUUGGUAAUUAAAAUGUAUUUAAUUUGGCUAGUAAUCGAAUAUAUAAGAGAGCUGACUGAUAAAUAGUCGGCCUACCAAAAAUGCCAAGAAUUAAGAUAUGUCCCGAUCCUCGAAAUAGCCAUUUUUUCACAGAAGACGGUUUUUAAGACGGAAAUUGCUUUAAGCAAUGCCAAACUCUCAUUCGAAAAGAUCAAGCGGUUGCGUUUGUUUCCCGCUGAGAACAAUCGCGGCCCACAAAUUGACGAAAACUUACUCAUGUUCAAAUUUUUUCUUAAAAUAUUCCCACCCGUUCAUGAGAAAUUUUCAGGGCCCUAACAAUUUCUCGUAUUGAUCAUCCAAUAUCAUUCCGUGGACUUCAUCUACCAUUGCUGAUGCUGUCACAUCUCUGGGACGGUCCUCGUCAACAAUACUUCUUAGCCCGCCCUCGUAUACCAUAUGCUACUUAGCACCACAAAUAUAUUUAUUAAUUAUAUAAUUAAUUAUUAACCAGCACAUUUACUUCAAAUGAUAUUGAACCUACCAAAAACUAUCAUAAACUAUAUAACCAAACACAGUUUAAACGGGACAUCCCCUGAUCCUCAAUAAUGUAAUAUACAUUUUGAAUGAAAAGACUAAAUUACAAUUUUCCACGUCAUUUAAGAAUAAGAAGACAUAUUUAUGUUAAUUUUAAACAGAACAAUUAAGUAAAAUAUAACAACCCCUAAUGAGGGGACUACAUGCAUACAUAUAUAAUUA